Molecule: messenger RNA, 1878 nt
Organism: Pseudocercospora fijiensis CIRAD86
Lineage: Eukaryota; Fungi; Ascomycota; Dothideomycetes; Mycosphaerellales; Mycosphaerellaceae
Exons: 7
Coding region: 1-1680 (559 amino acids)
Molecular function (GO): 2-oxoglutarate-dependent dioxygenase activity
Source: RefSeq, a predicted model, not a curated record
AUGCCAGCCGUGAAGAAAUGGUUCCUGAAAGAUGCGAAGAACAACUCGACCCUGAACACCGCAUAUCUCGCGAAAUGGGGAAGCACCAUCGUCCCGCUUGAGAUAUCAAACAACGACGACUUUACUCGAAUCGAGCAGUCGUUCAGCUUCUUCCUCGAUGCCUCGAAUACCACAACGACUCCCACAGCGCAAGUAUAUCUAGCCCAAGCUCGGCUCGCCGAUCUCCCUCGUGCACUUGUCAACGAUGUGCCCACCCCUGAAAUUGUCCUGAAGGCGGGAAAGGGCGAUGUCUACGAUUCCUCUAUCUGGCUCGGCAGAGCACCUACCUAUACUCCGCUGCAUAGAGACCCAAAUCCAAACCUCUUUGUACAGCUAGCUGGGCAGAAAGUUGUGAGGCUGUUCAAUCCAAGUAUGGGGCAUGGAAUCUUUGCCAAGGUUCAAGAAGUGAUUGGGGGCUCAGCAUCAGCGACUAUGCGAGGCGAAGAGAUGAUGGCAGGGGAAGAAAAGAAGGCGUUAGAAGCUGAAGUCUGGCAUAAGACGACAUCUUAUCAUGACGACUGUUUUGAGGUCAAUUUGCACGCUGGUGACGCUCUCUUCAUCCCUAAAGGAUGGUGGCAUAGCAUAAAGGGCAUUGGGAACGACAUGACGGGCUCCGUCACAGUGCCGAAGGAUCCACGGAAAGGAUCAGGCUGGAGAGCCGAACGACGCAGCUUCCAAUGGCUACGCAGAGGCACUGGUUCGCUUGGCAGCGGCAUACAUGCAUCCUUCAGCGGCUUAUCCGUUCUCUUACUUGACUUGAUCUGCUUCGAUCAGCCUGACGUCUACAUCUCGACUUUCGCAUCUGGUAUCUCCAUCGCGACAGCAAUCAUGACGACGCCGAACAUGACCUGCCCUGAAGGCGGGCGAUUCUACGCUUGUGGAGAUGGGAGCAGAUAUGUAGGAUGUUGUCUCAGCGACCCAUGUGCGGUGGGUUGUCCGGCCGGAAACCUGGUGAAAACAGAGUUCGAUGCAGAACAGUACGGCCAAAUACCUGAUCAGCAAUGCUCGAACGGCCUGUUCUACACUUGCGCCUACACAGAUCCACCUUUCUGGGGCUGCUGUACGGAAUCUGGCUGCGGGACUGACACUGGCUGCCCGAACACAGCGCUCGCUGGCGCAUUUCUGUCACAAAAUCCAGCCGAUGCACAACCUUUCUUGAGCCUUAACACCACGUGGACACAAUCGACAGCUGCUGCGUCAGGAUCGAGUACCAACACGGGCGCAAUAGCAGGAGGAGUCGUGGGUGGAGUUGUCGUACUAGCAGCCUUCGUAUUUGGCAUAUGGUGGUUUUACCGAAGACGUCGAAGGCAAGCUGCGAAGAAGGGGAAUGGAAACGGUGCAAUGCAAGCCGAACUAUCGGGGCAAGGCGUGUCAGAGCUACCGCCUGAUCAAGCGACUACCAAUUUCAAACAUGUGCCUCAAAGCUAUAACUUAUCGCCUAUGGUGCCCUCAUACCACAGCUCGCCACAACACAACGGCUCAGAAUGGUCGGCUCGUCCGCCUAGCUAUCAGAAAUGGGGCGACCCGCCGCAACAGAUGGUUCCACAGGAAUUACCUGGAAGCAACGCGGGAGUCGAGAUGGAUAGCGGGCAGGAUGUGGAGAGGAGAGACAAGAGUGCCUCGUCUACGUCGCCGCGAUGAGUCUUCACUGUCUCGUUUACUGCAUGUUGACGAAGCGAGAUUUUUUUGGCGAUGUUUCUGGUAAUAUCGAUCAGCGGCGAUGCGAUCAGCUUAGCGUAGUCAUGACAUGACUUGUACGAUGAGAUGUAGAUAGACUGAAGGAGGGGAGGGUAAGUCAAUAAUAAUGUCUGUUUCUCGAAUCCUGUGUAGGAGGAUUGC